UCAGUCCAUUCCACCAUGUUCGCUUCAAUCAUCUUCCUGUGGCUCUGCAUUUUCUUCAUCAUCCUUCAAUUCAAGUCCAAGAGGCCCAAGAACUUUCCACCGGGACCCCUCGCCCUGCCGAUAGUGGGAAACAUUUUACACCUGAGCCUAGAGAACCCCCUGAAGGACUUCGAGAGGCUGAGGAAGUCCUAUGGAAACGUCUAUAGUCUGUUCAUCGGUUCCAGACCAGCUGUGGUCAUCAAUGGGGUGAAGGCCAUGAAGGAGGCUUUGAUGAACAACGCCAAUGACUUCGCUGGACGACCCCAAGACCUGUUUAUCAAUGAUACCACCCAGAGGAAAGGAGUCAUUCUGGCAGAUUAUGGCACUAGCUGGAAGGAGCACCGUCGCUUUGCCCUGAUGACGUUGAGGAACUUUGGUCUGGGGAAGAAUUCCAUGGAGGAGAGGAUUCAUGGGGAGAUACAAUACGUCAUUAAAACAGUGGAAAAGAGCGUUGGUAAAACCUUGAGUCCUCAAGUGAUGUUUCAUAAUGCGGCCUCCAACAUCAUCUGCCAGGUCCUGUUUGGUAAACGUUUUGAGUACGAGGAUGAGUUCAUCAGAGUGAUUGUUCAGUGCUUCACUCAGAAUGCCAAGUUAGCCAAUGGACCAUGGGCGAUGCUGUAUGACUCUUUUCCCUUCAUUCGGAAGCUGCCACUGCCCUUCAACAAGGCCUUUAAGAAUGUUGAGAUUUGUCAGAGUCUUGCGAAACGCUUGCUGGCUGAGCACAAGAAAACCAGAGUCCCUGGAAAGCCGCGAGACUUUGUUGACUGCUAUCUGGAUGAAAUGGACAAGAGAGGCGAUGAUGGUUCCUCAUUUUCAGAAGAACAGCUGAGUAUGUAUGCCCUCGACCUUCACUUUGCUGGGACUGACACAACCUCCAACACCCUGCUUACCGGUUUCCUCUACCUUACGACCUACCCACACAUACAAGAACGUUGUCAACAGGAGAUAGACAAGGUGUUGGAAGGGAAGGAUCUGGCCACUUUUGACGACAGACACCACAUGCCUUAUGUGCAGGCUAUGAUCCACGAAGUGCAGAGGAUCGCCAACACUGUCCCACUCAGUGUCUUCCACUCUACGACUAAAGACGCAGAGCUCAUGGGAUAUUCCAUUCCCAGAGGUACACUAAUCAUCCCUAAUCUGACCUCUUUGCUGAGUGAGGAGGGGCAGUGGAAAUUCCCUCAUGAAUUCAACCCUGAAAAUUUCCUCAAUGACCAGGGAGAGUUUGUCAAACCAGAGGCCUUCAUGCCUUUCUCCGCAGGUCCUCGUAUGUGUCUCGGAGAGGGUCUGGCUCGUAUGGAGCUCUUCCUCGUCAUGGUGACGCUGUUGAGGAAGUUUAAGUUCACCUGGCCCGAGGACGCAGGAGAGCCGAACUACACACCAGUCUAUGGGGUCACUCUGACUCCCCAACCUUAUCGCAUGAAGAUCCAACUCAGGGCGGCGCAGUAA
This is a messenger RNA of Chelmon rostratus (copperband butterflyfish), 1485 nucleotides long. Its product is annotated as cytochrome P450 2J6-like. Bases 16 to 1485 code for a protein of 489 amino acids. Gene Ontology annotation, cellular component: cytoplasm; intracellular membrane-bounded organelle. The record is from RefSeq and is a predicted model, not a curated record. Gene Ontology annotation, molecular function: iron ion binding; oxidoreductase activity, acting on paired donors, with incorporation or reduction of molecular oxygen, reduced flavin or flavoprotein as one donor, and incorporation of one atom of oxygen; heme binding. Lineage: Eukaryota; Metazoa; Chordata; Actinopteri; Chaetodontiformes; Chaetodontidae. Gene Ontology annotation, biological process: xenobiotic metabolic process. The transcript is spliced from 11 exons.